Messenger RNA from Vitis riparia (riverbank grape), 2431 nucleotides. Its product is annotated as probable inactive receptor kinase At2g26730. Bases 146 to 2107 code for a protein of 653 amino acids. NCBI's taxonomy places the organism in Eukaryota, Viridiplantae, Streptophyta, Magnoliopsida, Vitales, Vitaceae. Gene Ontology annotation, biological process: protein phosphorylation. The transcript is spliced from 2 exons. The record is from RefSeq and is a predicted model, not a curated record. Gene Ontology annotation, molecular function: ATP binding; protein kinase activity; protein binding.
CUCCCCCCCCCCCCCCCCUUUUUUUUUUCUCUCUCUUUCAUGAGGUGUCGCCGGAAAACCUCUCGCCGCCACAAACCGCCGUUGGGGAGCGGUGGAUAGAAAAAACAAAUUGUUGGUUUUAUUAUUUGGGUUUGAGGAAACAACAAUGGCAGUGGGUUCUGACGCUGGGUUUGUUUUUCUUACUGUGUUGUUGGCUUGGGUGGUGUUACUGAGUGGACGAGUGAGUAGCGAGCCGACUCAGGACAAGCAAACCCUCCUUGCUUUUCUCUCUCAGAUUCCUCAUGAGAAUCGCAUCCAAUGGAACGCUUCAGACUCCGCCUGCAAUUGGGUCGGGGUGGGGUGUGAUGCUAAUCACUCUAAUGUCUACACUCUUCGUCUUCCAGGCGUGGGGCUUGUGGGUCAGAUCCCAGAGAAUACUAUCGGCCGUUUAAGUCAGCUUCGGGUGCUCAGUCUUAGGUCGAAUCGUCUCUCCGGUGAUAUCCCCCGAGAUUUUGCAAACUUGACGUUGUUGCGCAGCCUUUACCUUCAGGAUAAUCGUUUUUCCGGCGGGUUUCCGGGGAGUAUUACUCAGUUAACUCGGUUGGGUCGGUUGGAUCUUUCGUCCAACAACUUCACCGGAGAGCUUCCAUUUUCCCUCAACAAUUUGAACCAAUUGACUGGACUGUUCUUGCAGAACAAUGGCUUUUCUGGCAGUAUACCCAGCAUAAACUCUGAUGGAUUGGAUAAUUUCAAUGUUUCCAACAACAGGCUCAAUGGUUCAAUCCCCCAGACAUUAUACAAGUUCGGGUCUUCUUCAUUCGCCGGAAACCUAGCUCUCUGCGGCGGACCGUUGCCGUCAUGCAACCCAUUUUUCCCCUCUCCAACACCAUCUCCCUCAAUUGUUCCAUCUAACCCAGUUCAGAAAAAGUCGAAAAAGCUCUCGACAGCAGCUAUAAUCGCAAUCUCAGUUGGGUCCGCUCUAAUUCUCUGUCUCCUCUUACUCUUCCUCCUCCUCUGCCUGCGCAGGCGCCAGCGCCGGCAGCCCCCGAAGCCACCAAAGCCCGAAACAAGCCGAUCCAUAGUGGCUGAGACCGCCACCUCCUCUUCCAAGGACGACAUCACCGGCGGGUCAGCUGAAGCAGACAGAAACAAGUUGGUUUUCUUCGAGGGCGGCGUCUACAGCUUUGAUUUGGAAGAUUUGCUGAGGGCUUCAGCAGAGGUGUUGGGCAAAGGAAGCGUAGGGACUUCGUACAAGGCAGUGUUGGAGGAAGGUACUACGGUGGUUGUGAAGAGAUUGAAAGAUGUUACAGUCACGAAGAAGGAGUUCGAAAUGCAAAUUGACGUUCUAGGGAAGAUUAAGCACGAAAAUGUGGUUCCUCUCAGAGCUUUUUACUUCUCCAAGGAUGAGAAAUUACUAGUCUACGACUUCAUGGCUGCCGGCAGUUUGUCUGCCCUUCUGCACGGCAGUAGAGGAUCGGGCCGUACGCCACUUGACUGGGACAACCGGAUGAGAAUAGCGCUCAGCGCCGCAAGGGGGAUAGCCCACCUACACGUGUCGGGAAAGGUGGUCCAUGGCAACAUCAAGUCCUCCAACAUCCUGCUCCGCCCGGACCACGAUGCUUGCGUUUCCGAUUUCGGGCUCAACCCGCUCUUUGGAAACUCCACGCCGCCCAAUCGGGUCGCGGGAUAUCGGGCGCCCGAGGUAAUGGAAACCCGAAAGGUCACGUUCAAGUCGGACGUAUACAGUUUCGGCGUGUUGCUGUUGGAGCUAUUGACGGGGAAGGCACCAAAUCAAGCGUCGUUGGGGGAGGAGGGGAUUGAUCUUCCAAGGUGGGUCCAGUCGGUGGUCCGUGAGGAAUGGACUGCUGAGGUAUUCGAUGUGGAGUUGAUGCGAUACCACAACAUCGAGGAGGAGAUGGUGCAGCUGCUGCAAAUCGCGAUGGCCUGCGUCUCCACCGUACCAGAUCAGAGACCCGCCAUGCAGGAGGUGGUCCGAAUGAUUGAGGAUAUGAACAGGGGCGAGACGGACGACGGCUUACGACAAUCGUCCGAUGACCCAUCCAAGGGAUCAGGCGGUCACACGCCUCCGCCGGAGUCACGGACCCCACCUGCGGCGGUCACACCUUAGCAAUAUUCCCGGUAAAUAGAUGGGGGAGAAAAAUUGUGGCGGUGGGCCUCCCAAAAAAAUGCGCUCGUGCGUAAGUAAGCGGGUUGAACUGCGCAGCAGCCGAUUGGAGCUCAGGGUGACCCACCCACCCAACACUGUGUUUUUAAUCUUUUUACGUUUUAUUUUUUUUCCUUUUUCUUUUUAUUUUUUCUGUGCAAUGAUUUUUACAGGGAGGUUUGAAUUGUUUGGGAGGGAGUUCCAUGAACUGAUUGGAAUUGACUAUUUGGAAGUGGAUUUAUUUGGUUUAUUUUUCCAUAUUUUAUAGCUCACCGUGUUGACAUUUAA